Ceraceosorus guamensis is the source of this 1971-nucleotide messenger RNA. RefSeq lists its product as hypothetical. Lineage: Eukaryota; Fungi; Basidiomycota; Exobasidiomycetes; Ceraceosorales; Ceraceosoraceae. The transcript has a single exon. Bases 393 to 1904 code for a protein of 503 amino acids. The record is from RefSeq and is a predicted model, not a curated record.
CUUUUUGUGGUGAAACAAGAUAUGGGUUUCACAAGGUUUCCACAUUCAAGGAACUCUAUAUACACGCAACGCACCGCAACGCACCGCUUCAUUGUUCUCACCUGCAUCAUUCACCAUCCGCACUGACCCGACCCGACUCACGAUACGCAACACCCAACACCCAACACGCGACUCGCGACUCGCGACUCGCAACUCGCAAUUCACCCUUUUGCCUCCACUCGCUCCUACCUGCCCUAGCAGAGCCCAUCGCUGCUCUGCCCCUCGCAUCUCGCGCACGCAGAGACGGAGCACAACACAGUCACCGUGGCAAAGAGGGGGGGGGAGGGGCCAUUGGACCGCAGUCACUUCUCCGAUAACAAUACAAACCCCCCUCCCCGCCCCCGCGCACACUCAUGAUGACGCAGACACCGUCGAGGGGGAAUAGUGGUGGUGCAGCAGCAGCAGCAGAUCAGAAUGCGAAUGAAGGUGAUGCUGUUGCUGCUGCUACUGCGGCGGCGCCGGCGGCGCCGGCGGAAGGGGCUGCAAGCGAAAGGAUGCGUGGGCACGAUUCGCCUUCGCUCGAGGUGACUGAGACAGCGACGGCGACGGCGACGAUGACGGGCACGCGCGAAGCCCGCACGUCGCCUGCAGAUGCGCAAGCGGAGCAAACAACAGAGACUCGCAAUGGCAAUGGCAAUGGCAAUGGCAAUGCGCAAACGUCGAAGAAGAUCGUAGCUGAAGGCGAGGGAGGGCAGCAACGGCAGCAGCAGCAGCAGCAGCAUGCUGAUGCAACUGAUCAACCCGCCACCACGGCCAGCGCCAGCGCUCCCGCGUCGCGCUUGCCCACCUCGGAAGCGGAUGCGGAGAGAUUGCUGCGCAUUCCUCGAAGAAGCAUUCGCAUGCCAAAUGGUAACGCUGCUGCUGCUGCUGCUGCUACUCAGAAGCAGCAGCAGCAGACGAACAAAGACGACGUCGGCGGGGCGGCGGCGGCGGUGGUGGCGGCAUGGGGCUCGCCGGAUAUUCUAUCCGGCAUCGUUCUGCCCGAUGCCUCCUCUCCCUUGCGCGGCUCGUGGAUUCCUCAAGGCAUGACGUGCGCAGGCAGAGAAUUCUGGUAUCUGCUAGUGAUGCAGGGCGUGGGUGCGGCGUUGAUAUCGGGAGCGAUCAAUUUCGGCAUUGCGGUAGCGUGCUACAAGCAUCAAGUAGGCACGCGCAUCUGGCCAUUCGAACCUUUGACCGUCGCUGGUGAUAUGGGCGUGACGGUGAUCAUUCAACAAGUCGUCUCUAUGCUCAUCACCAGCGCACUGGUCCAUGCAGACGUCAACGGUGGACCCGUCGCUCCGCUCUCCCAACCCUGGCCUCCGCUUCUGCACCUGCCCAGCUCUCCCACUCCUUCUCCAAGCAUCUGGGGCACGGGCACGGGCACGGGCGCCAGCAGCGCGGGUACUGGCAAUGGGAAAUCUUUGGAGAUGGGCAAAGCGACAGGAAAGAGCAAAGCGACUUGCUGCUUCUGGUGGGCCAUACGCAGCAUCUGCACAGGUUCCGAGCGCGACAAUUGGACGCAGCGCGGCUUGAGCCUGAGCGCGCGCACGCAGCGCGUGCUCUGGUGCGCAGCGCACGGUCUCUUCCUCUGCGCCCUGCUCACUUUCUGGUGGUACUGGCCCAUAGCCAUCGCCAUCGUUGCGCCCAUCUACCAGCACAAGGAUUUGGGCAUCGGAGGAUCGGGAAACGGCUGGACGCCUUGCUUUAUAAAGCUCCUCUUUGGCGCUCUGCUCGCCAUGCUCACCAACCCCUUCAUGGCGCUGCUGGCCAUGGGCGCAGAGUACAAUGUGAGGAGAGCAUAUCCCGAUAACCCUCUUUUCCUCGCUCAACCGUGGGGAGAAGAGAAUCUCAAAAGGUGGAAGAAGGAAUUGGGCUUGGGCUUGUAGGCGCCCGUGGGCGAAGAACGCGGAUUGGAUUGGAUUGGAUUGGAUCAGCCCCCCUCCCCCCGCCCCC